AGUAUGGAACAACGCAUCGAUCUGCUUAGUAACACUAAAUAUUUUAGUGGAGAGAGAAAAAAAAAUCAUUUUUCAUUUUAAAUUAUUUUUUCUGUUGCUUUUUUCUUUUGUUUAUUUUUUAAUUGACUUUUUUUUAAAAACAUUACCAUGUUGUUGCUUCGCUGAAAAGGAGCAAAGACGCUACAAAUCCGAUUAUUACGUUAAGAAUGAAGUAAAACAGAACUCAGUUGUCAGUGAUCGAAAAAAAAAUUCAAUUCCCAGUUUGUAUCAUUACUGGUUCACAUUAUAAAUAUAGCAAAUAACGAAUUGAAAUUUAUGGACAUUUUAUUAUUUAUAAUUUGUGAGAUAAUUGUUGUAUGUAAAAGCGUUUACAAAUAAUUGAGACUACAACCCGCCAGCUACCUAAUUUGUGUGUACCAAAAAGUAUAAAUCUUGUUUAGUACAAAGCGAUUUUUGCAUUUUCCUGAGUAUUUUGUUGUUCUCUGAUAUGGAUUGCUGGAUGCAAGAUGUGGUCACUAUGAUGGCUGAGGGCUCUGGAUUAAGAAUAAAGCAAGAGAUAGAAACCACAUGCUGUAGUCCGUCUCCAUCGUCAGGUAGUGGCAAUCAACCAUUCGUAUACAAUACGUCACAAUCAAACAUCGAAAUGGAGUUGAAAUGCGCUUCAGCUGAACCACACCCCUCUCCGGGAUCACCAGAUCAACAGUAUUGUAGUUCGACAACUACACCGAUCGGUGACAUGUGCAAUGAUAUUAAUAUGGAUAAUUCGAAAGAGGAAUUAGUUCCGCGACGAUUGUGUUUAGUUUGCGGUGACGUUGCGUCAGGAUUUCAUUAUGGUGUAGCGAGUUGCGAGGCAUGCAAAGCAUUUUUUAAACGGACAAUUCAGGGAAACAUUGAGUACACGUGCCCGGCCAGCAACGAAUGCGAAAUAAACAAAAGGAGACGAAAAGCGUGUCAGGCAUGUCGAUUUCAAAAAUGUCUGCUCAUGGGUAUGCUGAAGGAGGGUGUACGCUUGGACCGAGUACGCGGAGGACGACAGAAAUAUCGACGAAAUCCUUCCGUCAAUCCUUACCAGUUUAUGAUACCGCAAUCUACCACAACUGCUGCUCCCACAUCGUUGGAAGAUAUAAAAAUGCUGGAAACGCUAUCGAUUAGUGAACCGGAAAUGUUAUCGGUUGGCGUAGUUGGAAUGGAUCUUAUGAAAAAUAAUUGUGAUGACAAUGGAGAUGAUAAAUCAAGGUCAACUUCAGACGUUCGUAUGGACACUGACGCACAGGAACUGCUCAGUGUUUUAAGUGAUAUUUAUGAUAAGGAACUAGUAAAUGUUAUUGGCUGGGCGAAACAAAUACCAGGUUUUAUUGAUCUGCCUCUUAAUGACCAAAUGAAGUUGCUACAGGUAACAUGGGCAGAACUUUUAACCUUACAGCUAGCACAUCGUUCAAUUCCGUACAAUGGUAGAUUGAAUUUUGCUAAGGAUUUUUGGUUGGACGAACGAUCUGCCAAAGAUUGCGGUGCAGUAGAGCUGUUUAAUCACUGCGUUCAAAUAACUCAACGACUGGAACGGUUGUCUGCUCGUAAAGAGGAAUACUUUUUAAUAAAAGCUUUAACUUUGUCCAAUUGUGACAUUCGUCUGGACAAUUUGUCAGCACUGCGAAAAUUCAGAGAUUCAAUACUGAGCUCGUUGAACGAUUGCGUGUAUUUGCUGAGACAUAAUGGAGCCGUUUCACAUCAGCAACAAUUGCUCCUAUUACUACCGUCAUUGCGUCAGGCUGAUCACAUAAUUCGAAAAUUUUGGAUUCAAGUCUAUCGGGAGGGUAAUGUUAAUAUGAAAAAACUUUUUGUCGAAAUGUUGGAAUCUGUUUCAAAAUAACGGACAAGCGGUUCGUACUUUUGCUUUUGGUAUGAAUAAGUUUUGUUAAUUUUUAUAAAACAAGGAAAAUAUUCAAAAAACAAAAAAAAAACGAAAAUUCAGCGAAAAGAUAGACAAACAAAAAAUCAAUUUUAGGUAUGGUAUGGUUGAUGGUCGGUUCGUAAAAAAAAUGUUUAAAAAAGGAAAAAAAAAUGUGAGCAAGUUAAAUAUCCGAACAUUGUUAUUCUAAAGUGGAAAUUGAUUUUCGAUUACACAGUUUUGACCUAUCCAUUUGAAUAAAAAAUGUUUUCCUGAACUUCCCUAACUUUGUAAAUAUUUACGAAAUCGAACGUGUACAUUCGUGGACAAACAGCUAAAAGAAACUAGCAUAUCAUUUUUAUUACAGUUAAGGUCAAACAAAUUUGUAUCUGCUUCCACCCAUACAAUCACACUGCUUAUAUACUGUUUAAGGAAUAUUAGUUUAAACAUCCCAAGCAGACGCAGACACAAUUUUUGUUCACUUUAACUGUUAGUCCCUUUGAUUAAUAGUCAUUUACAUAACAAGGGAUAAAAUGAUGAAAAGUAGAGUUGUCGUGAGAAUUUUGCGUAGCCGGGAGGUCAAUAAAGACACGAAAACGAGACUUUUCAUUUUAUCUGAGUUAUGUAAUAGUUAUUCUGCGAACGAUUGCUAAAAGGCGUUUUUAGCUUAUUCGAUUCCAGCACUCGCUUCCCGGCUCGUGCUUGAAAUUCGCUAAAAAAGUCUCUCAGCAGGCGUUAGGAAAAUACAUGCUGAGGGCGUCGAAAGUAGUGCGGUACAUGAAAAGUACGGUUUCCGACGCAUGUAAAAAUAUUUAAAUCUGCUACGACGAUUGUAAUAAACUUUUCGUCACAAAAAUUUCACAUAACACAUGGGAUUUUCCAAAUGAUCAUUGUUUCUGCCGCUGUUUCCAUUGUACUGUUACUUGGCCAAUCUCGAUUUAAACACAAUGCCAUGAUGACGUUGUUGCGGUAGACUAUAGAAUUAGCGUUAUAAUGGCACCGUCAAAUGUAGUAAGUUCACUUGUACUGUGACCGUAUUGGUAGAUCACCGAUGCCGAAUGCAUCAAAUUAAUACUUUUGAAGGACGAGAGGACGAGAUGCUUAUUUUAGUUAAAUGACAGCAACUCCAUCAUCGUAGAAAUUGACCAGAAACUUUGGAGUUAGUAUGACAGGAGUGAAUUGUAACGAAAUGUCAGAAAAAUAUAUUGAGCUGCUAGAUAAUUCAGAUUCAUUUUAUUCGGAAUAAUUGAGAUACCGAAAAUAGUGCGAAAAACAGUAAACAGUAUAAGGAAGUAGUCUUGCAGGCUUAUUAAUAUUUCCAUAAUAUGGAAGCGUAUUUUACCUUUUUUACCAGACUACGGACGUGCACAAUUGUGUUACAUUUUUUUUUCAAAUAUUCCACAUGCUACAUGCGUCGAAAACCAUAAUCUUCUGAUUUGAAGCAGUACUUUCGACAUCCUUAGAAUUUAUUGACAUGGAUUUAUUGCUUUGGAUCAACAAAAUUCACACGAAAAUUCGACUAUUCAACUUUUUUUAACCGUACCUGAAAUUGGCUGGAUGGAUUAGGUCGGGUUCGGGUUCAAACAAAUCAAUCAUGAGCUAUUAAAUUCUAUGAAGCAACAGUGACCCAGAUAAUUCUAAACAAGUAAAUGUAACUAAUGCAUGAAUUAACUCAGUUGAAGGUUUAAGGAAUUUCGUUGAGGUAUCUCUUCGAAAAUCGUCAAAUCUGCAGAAUCGAAAAUUUAUUUGCCGAAAGUAGGCUCUCAUAACCCAUACAGAUGGUAAAUUUCGGAAAAACAUGAAUCAGAAUGAUUGUUGUAAGCAUAACGUUUUUAAGUGACAAAGGGAGUUUUUGUUAGAAAGAAAAAAACAAAACUUUAGAAACACUUGAACUUGUAGGGAUACUACUGGCUUCUGUGAAUUUAUCUUAGCUCUUUGUCUACAAUUAAAGUUCAUAUCAACCUACUUUUUGAUCAUACAGAACCAUUGUCGUCUAAUAUAUCGAAAAUUUACACAUUCUUCGAUCAUAGCUCGACGAUGGUAACUCCCUGCUGUACAAACAAAGAAAUAUACCAAGCGAAUUUCUAGUUGAAAGUUUGGUUCUACAUUGUAGAAUCUACAAUCAAUUGUAAAUAUCGUAUCAUCAGAUUGCGUAGCCGAUGUAAACGAGUUAAAUUUAACAUUUUGGAAUCUUUUACGUCUGAUCGACCACUUUUCCAAUUAUGUUCACAUCAGUGAUGAUUCUAUUAUUUUUUUUGGCGUAAAUAAAUUCUAAUGAAAUUCUACUUCCUAAACCUGUUAGAGAUGUAACAAUUUCAUUAAAAUUUAUAAUUUCCAUGUACAUCCAUGUAAAAAACACAUUACCGCAAAAAUACGUUAUUCCAAUGAAUAUGGAUGAAUCAGCAAUAGAUUACUAAAGACGAGCUGUACAAUAAUGUUUUUCCCUGCUCAUCAAUAUUCUUCACCGAUUAAAAGUUGCUUGAGGCAAUUCAAACAAUUGAUAAAUGACGUCUGCAUUCAAGCGAUUAGAAUUAAAAUUUCUCAGUGUGAAAAUGUGGACCGAGUCUGGUUUGCUAUAAGUAAAACCAAUUCAAAUGUUCGAUCCUCUUCAUUAUGGUUUGCUAAUAGAAAUAGCUAUCAGAAUGUUAAAUUUAAUUCUGCAAUCUAAAGUUUGCGUAAAAUGAAUGACCGAAAUUUACAAAUUAACAGUCUUAUAGUGUGUGCAGCUAGCGUUGUCCAAUCUUUAGAAAGCGAAAAUCAUGUUAAAAUUAACAGAUAUCUUUGACAACUAUGCAAAUAUCCCGGAAUGUAACGGUGUAUGUGCCUAAAAUGUGUUCACUGUGAGCAUACCAAUCUAUGAACUCAAAACUAUCGAAAUGUCUACACUUCUAAUUAAAAUGAUCAAAAAUCGUAUGUAAAAUCUUGGAGUGCAACUACUUCCUCUGAAUACUUGGCACCUCUGGACAAUACCCGUACUGUACAAAUUUUCGUAGAUUUUCAUUCACUUUAUUCGCUUGUUUGGGGACCACCUCUUUCUAAUCAUUCUUCACUAAAUAAACGAGCGGAGAACCAUAUAGCACUUUGUUCCAAACUGAAACGUUAUGCUGUAGAAUGUUUCAUUCCGAUUUCAUCUUUUAUUGAUUCUAGCUAAAUUCUACUCAUUUUAUAGACGAGGAUAUUAUGCUUUAAAAUAACAAUAAACAAAAAUAAAAUAAAAAAGAAACAUUAAAAUAGAAGAACAAACGAAUAAAAAAAACCAAACAAAAUAACCGCAAGAACCUCAUUCAAUAAAACAAAAGUACAAUAUUGAAACAGAUAAAAAUUUUGAAAAUUUAAUUUUAACAAAUUAAAAUGUAAAAGUUUUAUGUGUUAACUCCGUAGCAAUAUAGAACAAGUGUAGAAGUACAACGAAGUGACGAGACAAAGCUGAUUCUUUUUCCUUUUAAAUACAAAAUGGUUCUUGAUCUUGAUUUUUACUUUCAUUAUUUCUUCAAAACAAAAGUUUUAAAACAAAAAUGGAAAAUGCCUGUACUAUAUUCAGGGAAUUGAUACCUCUGAUGGCGCUGCAUUGCUUUGGCUACAAUUUGAAAGUUAAAUUCUGCGUGACCUAUUGAAAAAUUACUUAGCUUUGAACCAUGCAUUACAUAUUUUUGAAUAAUCGACCGUGAAGAAUAGCCGUCGCGCUGUGUACAUAAAUCCACAUCAUAUCCGUGUCACAUAAAUUAGUUGUCAUUAAAUUUCACACUAAAAUGUAUAUUAUGACUCAAUCUACUUAUCAAAAUUUAAGCUAAACUUUGUGAUAGGAUUGCACAAGUCUGUCAUAUUUUGAUAUAUUUUUUGUCAGUAAUUUGGUGGACCAGAUCAAGGCAUAUUUUUAGAAAUUAAUUUCGUAAAAAUUCCAUGAAAUUCUUUUGAAAAAAUUCUAAACUUCAAACUCUACUGGUUAUGUGCACAGGCACCAGCUCUUGAUAUGUCACGGUCACGGUCACGGUCAUGAAAUUCUUUUGAAAAAAUUCUAAACUUCUGAAUUCAGAAUUUUUUUCAAAAAAUUUUAUGAAGCUUUCGAAAAAUAAAAUGCCUAGAAGAAGCGCCAGUGACAUUUUUUAUUAGAGCCAAAUUUACUGACAACGUAGGAAUUUUAUCUGUGCGCCAACAACAUUAUUUCGCUGAACUACAGCAAUAAGUUGACUAAAAUGGAUUUUAAAAGAACUUCUAGUUAAUGUGCGGGUUUCGUAAAUCCAAAAACAAAAGAAUUUUUUUGUCAUAAUCUAAACUCAAACUUUUCAAAAUAGUCUGUCUUACCCGUCUGCUAAUAAAUGUAUGCCCAUAUCGACUGAGUUAACAAACAAUAUUCGAUUUUUCUACCAAAACAGAACAGAAAGCGAAAUUAAAACAAGGGCAACACCUGCAUGAAUUCAUUGAGCAAUAUCAACAAAUAUCAUAAACUUUUAGCUAAAUCAGUGCAAUGUUUCUUUUUGAUGCGUCACGGUUAUCAAAAUCGUGACUUGAAUAAGGCUCUUGCCAGUUCAUUCUUU
Bradysia coprophila is the source of this 6420-nucleotide messenger RNA. RefSeq names its product estrogen-related receptor (gene ERR). Gene Ontology annotation, molecular function: sequence-specific DNA binding; zinc ion binding; steroid binding. Gene Ontology annotation, cellular component: nucleus. Lineage: Eukaryota; Metazoa; Arthropoda; Insecta; Diptera; Sciaridae. The record is from RefSeq and is a predicted model, not a curated record. Gene Ontology annotation, biological process: regulation of DNA-templated transcription.